CCGAAAGCGUCGCGAACGCCUCUAUCAAAUCGGAGACUUUGAAUCGCGCGGAAGUGAAGUGCAUCCAAGGAUCAGGAUUCUAUAUCCUUUAUAAGGAGCAAGUCUAGCGGAAUAUACACUUUAUUUGGAUACAUCAAAUAAUUGAGUUCUAAACGAAAGUGAAGAUGCCUUACCACCGACUGAGUACUUUGGGUCUGCUGAUUCUAUCUUUGGUCUUGGCCAAGGCGGAUGUCGGCUACCAUUACAACAGACCGACGAGACCCACGGCGCCCUCGGCUCCUUCGGGCGCAGGAUCAGUGUAUACGGGUCACCAGUUCAGUGCGCUGCCAACCAUACAUCCACUGCCUCCGAUUCCGGCACUUCCUCCACUGCCCACGGCCAGAGUUCCGAUUCCCAGGAGUCGUCCCUCAGCUCCGGCUGCCAGCAUCGUUAGUCAUUACCUGCCACCGAAGCCGGUGGUCUCCACAUAUAUUCCACCGCCAGCUGCCGCACCCAUCUCAUCUAUAAGUUUCCACGGAACGCCCACUUUCAAACCCAUCUACGGACCCCCACCGCCGGCAAGGACUUCUCUUGCCACGCCCAUCGUGGUGCCGCCCACGGGACCAGCUCCAUUGACAGCGGGAGGAAAUCUGCGCAUUCCCUUCGGCAAGCAGGCGUUGAUCUCGCCCGGAGAAUCCUACGUGGCCAACGGCAGGCAGCUGAAGCAAUAUGCCGUCAUCGAGAUUAUCGACAACGACAUAGACGAGACCCCGGCACCAUUCCUGUCCGGAACGAGUUUCUUCGAUCGCUAUGGAGCACAUGUGGGUGCUCCGUCCGCCAAUGGAAUCCAGCUGGACUCCCGGGCCAAUUCCCUGCUGCUGGAGCAGCAGCAGCUUGCCAUCCAGCCCCGAUCCCAGGGUGGAGCAUCGGGAGGAGAUGCCAUUGCCUUGGGAUCGGGCGGCCUGGGUUUUGUGCGAUUGCCCAAUGGUAAUGUGUACCUCGGCUCCGGAUCCCUGGGCUACAUCAGUGGUCAGCAGCGGGUGGCCUCUGUUCUGGAGGCACGCACUCGAUCCGAGUCCACAUCGGAUGCCCUGCACUUCGGUCAUGGUCCUCUGGGCGGAGUGGACAAUCUGCUGAGGUUCAAGUAGAGAGGCUACCUUCCUUAUCCGCGUACACAUCCGCACCUACAUCUAUGAAAAUAUGUAUAUUUUAUUGUAAAUAUGUAAUUAAACAAGUUUAAACAACUUUUUGUGUAGACCGUAAGCUUGCUAUUAAACUAUUUGAGAUUCUUGUACAUUUGUCCUAUGCGAAACAUCGAAACUUGAUCAAAUAAAUAUAAAUAUGGUUAAAUAA
This is a messenger RNA of Drosophila sechellia, 1332 nucleotides long. RefSeq names its product protein transport protein sec31. The record is from RefSeq and is a predicted model, not a curated record. The transcript is spliced from 3 exons. Bases 165 to 1127 code for a protein of 320 amino acids. Lineage: Eukaryota; Metazoa; Arthropoda; Insecta; Diptera; Drosophilidae.